Messenger RNA from Echinops telfairi (small Madagascar hedgehog), 1740 nucleotides. RefSeq names its product sterol 26-hydroxylase, mitochondrial. Gene Ontology annotation, cellular component: mitochondrial inner membrane. Lineage: Eukaryota; Metazoa; Chordata; Mammalia; Afrosoricida; Tenrecidae. Gene Ontology annotation, molecular function: iron ion binding; heme binding; monooxygenase activity. Gene Ontology annotation, biological process: cholesterol metabolic process; C21-steroid hormone biosynthetic process; glucocorticoid biosynthetic process. The record is from RefSeq and is a predicted model, not a curated record. The transcript is spliced from 8 exons. Bases 125 to 1588 code for a protein of 487 amino acids.
CUGGCGCUCGCCCAGUGUGUUGCUGCCCAGCCCAUCUGCCAUCAGACACUCCCCACUGGUUGCCUCUUUCCAAAGUGUCUGCCUGAUUGAGUCCCAGUCACUCCAUUUUGAUUGAACCCCACAGAUGCAGAGCAAGGCCAAGUAUGGACCUAUGUGGAUAAACUAUCUAGGGCCUCAGCUCCAUGUGAACUUGGCCAGUGCCCCACUUGUGGAGCAAGUGAUGCGGCAAGAAGGCAAAUACCCAAUACGGAAUGACAUGGCCCUGUGGAAGGAGCACCGGGACCAGAAGGGCCUGUCCUAUGGACCCUUCACUUCGCAUGGGCACCAGUGGUACCAGCUGCGCCAGGCUCUGAACCAGAGGAUGCUGAAGCCCGCCGAUGCUGCCCUCUAUACGGAUGCUCUGAACCAGGUGAUAGACGAUCUUCUGGUCCAGAUGGAACAGAAGCUGGCAGAGAGCGAAUCGGGGGACCACAUUCCUGAUGUAGCCCAUGUCUUCUACCACUUUGCUUUGGAAGCUAUUUGUUACAUCCUAUUUGAAAAACGCGUCGGCUGCCUGGAGCCAACCAUCCCCGAGGACACCACAGCCUUCGUCAACUCCGUGGGACUCAUGUUCCAGAACUCUCUCUAUGCCACCUUCCUCCCUAAGUGGACACGCUCCCUGCUGCCCUUCUGGGAUCGAUACAUUGAUGGCUGGAACACCAUCUUCUCCUUUGGGAAGAAGCUGAUUGAUCAGAAACUCAAGGAGGUGGAGGCUCAACUGCAGGCAGGGAAGCCAGAUGAGAUCCAGGUAUCUGGCUACCUGCACUUCCUGCUGACCAGCGGACAGCUCAGUCCUCGAGAGGCCCUGGGCAGCCUGCCCGAGCUGCUCAUGGCCGGAGUGGACACGACAUCCAACACACUGACGUGGGCCCUCUACCACCUGUCCAAGCACCCAGAAAUCCAAGAGGCUUUAUACAAGGAGGUGGUGGACGUGGUGCCAGCCGGGCAGGUGCCCCGAUACAAAGACUUGGCCUGCUUGCCCUUGCUCAAAGCUGUGAUUAAGGAGACCCUGCGCCUUUAUCCUGUGGUUCACACCAACUCCAGGGUCAUCGAGGACAAGGAAGUAGAAGUUGGUGGCUUCCUCUUCCCAAAGAACACCCAGUUUGUGCUCUGUCACUACGUGGUGUCCCGGGACCCCAGCGUCUUCCCCGAGCCUGAUAGCUUCCAGCCCCACCGCUGGCUGAGGAAGAGCCAGGCAGAUGUCCCGGGGGUCCAGCACCCGUUUGGUUCUGUGCCCUUCGGGUAUGGGGUUCGGGCUUGCUUGGGCCGCAGGAUUGCUGAACUGGAGAUGCACCUGCUGCUGACUAGACUGAUCCAGAAGUAUGAGGUAGUGCUGGCUCCUGAGACCGGGGAGUUGAAGACUGUCGCCCGCAUUGUCCUGGUUCCCCACAGGAAGGUGGGCCUGCGCUUCCUGGAGCGGCAGUGCAGAGCUGGGGCCCUGACUUCCUGGGGCUGCUUCAGGGGCUCUGUACCGGCUCAGCUAGGGCAAGGGGAGGGUGUGCCAGGUCUGAGGUUGAAGGACCUCAGUGCACCCCGAACAGCACCCUAAACCUUUGUCUCUGUUGUCUGCCUUCAACACUACUCAGUCACCUCCCACAGGUGAGAGGCAGAUAGCAGGUGUCCCGGGACCCCAGCAUCUUCCCCGAGCCUGAUAGCUGAUAGAUCCUUGGGGACAUCUGCAAUAAACUUGCACUGACCAGG